Halichondria panicea is the source of this 3168-nucleotide messenger RNA. Its product is annotated as fibropellin-1-like. The transcript has 9 exons. Gene Ontology annotation, biological process: Notch signaling pathway. NCBI's taxonomy places the organism in Eukaryota, Metazoa, Porifera, Demospongiae, Suberitida, Halichondriidae. Gene Ontology annotation, molecular function: calcium ion binding; Notch binding. The record is from RefSeq and is a predicted model, not a curated record. The coding region runs from base 43 to 2895 and encodes 950 amino acids.
UCCACAAGGGAAAACAUUGUUUAUGUCCACUGCAUACCACACAUGCAGCAUAAUUAUGUGAUUGUGUUAUCUUGGGCCAUAAUUACACCCUAUAUUAAACUGACAGUUUCUGAAAAGAUGCGUCGACUCAUUAUUAUACUCAGUCUAAUUGCUGCACUAAUGCAACAAAGUGAUGGCUAUUCAUCAGGAGCUCCACCAGAGGCCUGUUCUACCUUACAGCCAAACCAUGAUGGAGCUUCAUCACAACCAGCGGAAACAAACCCAUAUGAGCUAGCAAUCGAAGAAUUUCUUGCUCCAAGCAGUGUGUAUCAAUAUGUGCCUGGGGUCACUUACACAGUGAUACUACAAGCCAACAAGUCAAAUGUGGUGAGUUUCAAAGGCUUUCUAAUUCAAGCAAGAAAGAUCAGGUUUCCUGACAAUGUUACUGGCAUUUUUAAUUCUUCAAACACCAACGAGUUUGGUUUUCAGAGUUGCGAUCAAGCUCAGUACCCCCUCGGCAGUGCAGUUACGCAUGUGAAUGGGAGCAGUAAGAUGAAUGUUACGUUUAAAUGGACAGCUCCCCCAAAAGGCUCGGGUCCAGUAUACUUUGUAUACACAGUGGUACAGUCAAUGCAAAUCUUUUGGGCUGAUUUGAGAACUCCUGAAAUAAAUGAACAUCCCUGUGAACCACCGGAAUACUUAUUGACAGCUCACUGCACGGACGUGUGCCCCUUUGGUUCCUAUGGAGAUCAUACAACAGCAACUUGCCAACAAUGGCCAGCAUCAUCUCUACUGGUAACUAAUGCCACAGCCUAUUAUUUGACUCUCGAUGAGGCUGAUGUUGUAGUUGGUAGAGGAGUAUUGAAUUACACAGUGAUAGUGAAUGAAUCAGCUUUUGAUAACAUAGUGGGUAUAUUUUUGACAAUGUUACAAACCGAAACAAUUCAGAAUAUAUUUAGAUAUGACAGUGGUUCUAGAGAAAAGAAUUAUCCGGUUUCAUCACUUGCAAGUUUAGACAGACAAAACAAUUUCAUUGUAAUUCAAGAACAGAUCUUUCUUCGUGAUACGAUUCCUGUUCAACUGUUCAGUGACAAUUUGGCCAUUUUCAGUCUAAAUCUGAAUGCAGUGGUAUUUGGGAGUCUAGCAGACAGUAUUGAUGUAUCCACGGAUAUUGAUACUUCUUUGUUUGUUACAAUCACUAGGACGUCAGGUCCAUGUCAAGAUGUAACCUGCUUCAAUGAAGGAAUUUGCAGAGCACUAAACAUAAGUGGAGAAUUCAAUUUCACAUGUAACUGUCAUCCGGCAUACACAGGUCAAUUCUGUGAGACAUUAUUUGACCCAUGUGUUCUUAGCCUUUGCCUUAACAAUGCAACCUGUGAGAACAUUGGCACUACAAACUACACGUGCAACUGCACUAUUGACUUUACUGGUGAGAAUUGUGAGAUUGAAAUAGAUCAAUGUUCCUUAAUCCAAGGAGUCUGUAACAAUGGCACGUGUAUCGAUGGAUUUGGUAUUUUCUCUUGUGAUUGUAUCGAUGGAUUUAUUGGAGAAUUUUGUGAAACUGAAAUUAAUGAAUGUGUCGCUAGUCCCAGCUGUCAAAAUGGAGUGUGUAUAGAUGACAUCAACAGCUUCACAUGUGAUUGUUACCCAGGCUGGUUUGGUGACUUUUGCGAGAACGAUAUAGAUUAUUGCUCAUUUGGUCCAGCUCCGUUUGGUCCCUGCAGUGACUUUGGUAGCAGUGCGUGUAUCGAUGGAAACAUAACAUUUUCUUGCACUUGUUUGACAGGUUUCACAGGAUAUACGUGUGCUGUUGAUAUCAAUGAAUGUGAUGAGUUCCCUUGCUUGAAUAAUGCAACCUGUAACAACCUACUUAAUGGAGCCUACACUUGUGAUUGUACCCCAGACUACACUGGUCUUAACUGUGGUAUACCUCUGUUCCCAUGUAACGAUGUACCUUGUAUGAAUAAUGGUACUUGUAUUGAUGCUGGCCUUGGAAAUGGAACUUUCUCUUGUAUGUGUGCUAUUGGUUUCACAGGAAAUGCUUGUCAAGCAGACCUCGGGUUUUGUACUGAUUCAACUUGUAUGAACAGUGGUGUUUGUGUAGAAGGUGUGGGAACAAUGACAACUUGUGAAUGUUUUGAAGGAUUUUCCGGUCAAAAUUGUGAGCUGGAUCUCCCACUUUGUGACCAGGACUCUUGUCACAAUGGUGGAACAUGUAUUGAAGGCAUUGGUAUCCAUAUUUCCUGUAACUGUACUAUCAACUAUCGUGGAAAUCAGUGUGAAACAGAAAUUUGUUUUGAGAAUAGCUGCAGCUUUAAUGGAAACUGUUCUGAAACCAAUGGUGAGCCUAUUACAUGUGAGUGUAGUGAGGGCUUCAAUGGUCUGAGAUGUGAGAUUGAUCUUGAUUACUGUCAGCCAACCACUUGUGCAAAUGAAGGCACUUGUAUCGAGGGAGAAGGAUCAAGAAUCAAUUGCAUUUGUUUGGAUGGUUAUUCUGGGAACGUUUGUGAUCAAGAUGAUUCAUCUUUCUUUGCCUGCACCAGUAAUAGCUGUGAGAACAAUGGAACCUGUGUAGAGGAAUUCGGCGUAAUGUUUAGCUGUUUGUGCCUUGCUGGUUUUUUGGGGAGCCGAUGUGAAACUGAUACGCUAGAUUUGUGCAAUUCGGUUUUUGGAAUAUCAUGUACCAAAGCUACGAUUGGUGGUGUGGUUGCUAUAGCUAUUGGUGCUUUCUUGCUAAUAUUGUUUCUGGCAACAUUAAUGCUACUAUUAGUAUUGUGGUGCAAACUUCAUCAAAAGAAGAGAAUUUGUAAUGUGGCAGGACUACCAGUGGUAGGAGGUAUUAUGAUAUCGAACCCUAUCUAUGAGAGUAAAGUUGAAGGCGCUCAAAACCAAGACAAAAUGAUAUCAAAAAGAUGAUUGAUAUGCAGAAACUUUGACUCGUACACAAAAAUGGAGAAUGAAGAACCCUACAUUACUUAUACUUAUUAGCUUACCAAUGCAGUUCUUAUUUCUAUCACACUCCAUCGAACCUUUAUGUUAAUCUAUAUUUACAAUUUGGUGUGUAUAAAACAUAGUACACAUUCUGUCAUUGUAAUCACCCAUUUUGUUACAGGUGAUACACACAUGCAAAUUGGGAUAGCAAUUAUUUUGAAGUACGAGUUGUUUUGUAAUAUUGUUUCUGAUAACGUA